AAAUAACCCCAUAAGAAGAAUUGAAAAAUAUUAUUUGACAGAACUGGAAGUUUCAAUUUGACGAGCAGGAAUGACGAAGAGAAUUAGAGCAUACAUCACAGAGUUUCUUUCAAGCACUGGUAUAUAUGUAUCUAUCAUCUUCCAACCCAUUAUACUAUAACCUCAUAAUAUAUAUAUAUAUAUAAUGAGCUAUUGUGAACGUGUGAUGUCUAGUUUGUUACUUUGUUGCCUUUUGUUUCUUCUAGCGUCUAGUGCAAGCAAAGUGAAUGACGUGGAUGUACGCGAAGAAUAUGCUAAUGCCUUUCGUACCGAAUCAUACAAUGAGUUUUGGACACGUGUGCUUGCAUUAUCGUGUAAAGAUUCUGCCUCGUGUAUUCCUCUUGGAUUCACCGCCGCUCGGCUUCCGUCCUACCGGCUCUUCGCCGAACAUCUGUUGGAUCCGGACCAACCCAAGGUUACCAAAAUACUUGCCUUGACCCGAAACCAACACCCGAGCUGUGCCCUCCUCUCCGAUUAUUUUAUUCAAACGGCCAAUGCCUUUCGAUUAUGUGGCAAUUUGUUGAGAGACAUUGACCACACACGUGUAAAAUUCCGAUCUUUGAAAAAGACCCUCAAGUCCCUAGAAACCGUUGAUGUUGAAAAUCAUGCCCCAGCAAUCCUGACCCGAUUAGCUGAAUUCACCAACUCCGUUAACCUCUUUGCCCCGUUCGCUCCCUCUCCAAGUCGGGUUCGGCUCAUCCAAGCCUCAUGUUCGCUAUUACUCAACAAACUCGAGACAAGCCGUGACAAAAUUCGAGCAAAGCUUCGGCUGGCCAACAAACUAAAGCACGGCUCAGCUUUAUUUCUCGUGACUCUAACGGCUUCACUAACAGUAAUUGUUGCCACUCACGCAAUCGCUUUACUAGUUGCGACGCCAAGCCUUAUAGCGGCUUCACUCGAGUUUGCAUCGACUAGGAGGCUAGCCAGGGUUUCGGCUCAGCUGGAUACGGCUACAAAGGGUACAUUUAUAAUGAACAAAGACUUGGACACAAUUAGCCGGCAUGUGACUCGGGUUAAUGACGAUAUUGAGCACAUGCGUGCGAUGGGUAAGUUUUGGGUCGAGAGAGGAGAGGAUCGGCUCCACACCAGCUAUGAAGUGGCUCGCCAGGUGAAGAUGAAUGAUGCCAGCUUUAGCGAUCAGCUUGAUGAGCUAGAAGAGCAUCUGUACUUAUGCUUCAUGACCAUUAAUAGGGCAAGAAAUAUAGUUGUGAAAGAGAUUCUGGAUCCGGGUCAACCCACUCGGAGUUCCUACAUAUUAUAAUUGAAAGCAAAACAAUUAUAUAUAUUCUCUUUUAUUAUUAUUUUAUGGUAUAUUUUAUUAAUGUCUCAUUGGUUUGGUAAACACCG
Molecule: messenger RNA, 1386 nt
Organism: Tripterygium wilfordii
Lineage: Eukaryota; Viridiplantae; Streptophyta; Magnoliopsida; Celastrales; Celastraceae
Product: UPF0496 protein At3g49070
Exons: 2
Coding region: 185-1300 (371 amino acids)
Source: RefSeq, a predicted model, not a curated record